AUGGAAGGCUUCUGGAAGAUAAUGCCUGAUAACAAAAAAUAUGUCAUCAUAGACGUGCCUAGCAAAAGGCAGCUUGUUAUUGCAGCUGAACACUGGGUUGUUGGCAAAAAACUCUGUCUCUAUCCAACAGACCAAACUGAUAUGCACCUACAAAACAACGACCGACCAAAUGACAAUUGGUCAGUCUUGAAGUGUAAAGUUGUUCACAAAUGCGAUAGUCUCCAAUCUGCCAAUGAUUUGUUGGUAUCGUUCAAAAACUCUGAUGUUUACCAAACAAAUUGUUUGUCGGAUGAAAACAUCUUGCCAUUAAACUUUGAGGAGCAGAAAAAGUCAGUUUAAUAAUCUUAUUAUCAAUUCGGUUGACAGGGAUGUCGCUGAGAUGCAGGCGGGGAAUAUCCACGUACAAUAUCCCAAGUUGCGGAUGUUCGACCCUGUUGUCUCCGAUUGCCAACUCUUUUCAGAUGACACGGGCACCUGACAAUUGAAAUUAAGUUAUAACAAUUGCUGCUCUGGUAUCUGCAAACCAUUUAUAACGUUGUACAACAAUACACUUUUUGUUUUCAAUAAAAUUUUAUGAACAUAUACCAUAUUUUACGUACAUUACACUUUUCGUGUGCUGUGUUGUCGGAAUGAAGACGAACACAGGAGAUGUUUGGUGUAAUGACGAAGGCGUUUUAAGAGUGGGUGCAAAAUUACAUCGGUGUGUAUAGGCGAAAAGUAGACAAUUUAGCGACAUUUGAAGCACAGAGCGACAUAAUGGGGGAGUUCCGCUUCAUUUCCCCCGGACAGGCGAAAAAGCAAACAUUUAGGCGCAUUUCCGCAUUACUUCCUUUUUAAUUACCAAUGCAUUUUCCCCUUUAUUGGAUGUUUGGGUGAAAAUUCUAUAUUGUACCGAAAAUUUAGUAAUGAAUAAAGCUAAUAAUAACAAUAAAUAAAUGUUCAUUUUGUGCAUUUGGUUUUGAAUGUCUUGGAUGUCAAGUUGAUGGUAAUGGUUUUAAAUCAGAUAUGAAAUCAUUAGGUCCAUUGACAAAUGCACCAUUUCCAAAAAAACUUACACGACAACUUUUUUAAUUGUAUUGCUAAUAAACGACCCAGCUACUUAUAUUGCUUAGUAUCCUUAUACGAUGACAUUUGACAAGACCCCAAAUCAGAACACGUUGAACAGGA
Schistosoma rodhaini is the source of this 1167-nucleotide messenger RNA. The record is from the annotation of a GenBank genome assembly. NCBI's taxonomy places the organism in Eukaryota, Metazoa, Platyhelminthes, Trematoda, Strigeidida, Schistosomatidae.